AUGUCCGCAACAGUCUCGACUGUCCCCUGUAAAUACCGUACCGGCCGCACCCUCGGCCAGGGAACCUACGCCGUCGUCAAAGAGGCUGUCCAUAUUGAAACUGGCAAGAGAUAUGCUGUCAAGGUGAUCAACAAAAAGUUGAUGGAGGGCAAGGAGCACAUGAUCCGCAAUGAGAUUGCCGUCCUUCGUCGCAUCUCCAUCGGUCACGCCAACAUCUUGACUCUCGUCGACUACUUUGAGACCCUCAACAACUUGUACCUGGUGACUGAAUUGGCCGAGGGUGGAGAACUGUUUGACAGGAUCUGCAGAAAAGGCAACUACUACGAGCAUGAUGCUGCCCACCUGGUCCGCACCAUCUGCAGUGCCGUCGCCUACUUGCACGAGCAGGGUAUCCCUGAGAACUUGCUUUUCAAGACUGCAGCCGAGGACAGUGAGCUGUUGAUUGCUGAUUUCGGACUCUCGAGGAUCAUGGACCAGGAGAAAUUCCACCUCUUGACCACCACCUGCGGAACCCCCGGAUACAUGGCCCCUGAAAUCUUCCAAAAGUCUGGCCACGGCAAGCCUGUCGACAUGUGGGCUUUGGGCGUUAUUACCUAUUUCUUGUUGUGUGGAUACACUCCCUUUGACCGUCAGAACAGUAUGGACGAGAUGCACGCCAUCCUCAACGCCGAGUACCAGUUUGCUCCCAUUGAGUACUGGCAGGGAGUCAGCGAGAGUGCCAAGUCGUUUGUAAAUGGAUUGUUGACGACGGAUCCUAGCCAUCGUAUGACGGCUGCGCAGGCAUUGAAGCACCCAUGGUUGGCACAGUCGGGUCUCAACCAGGAUGGCCAAACCGCACCGGCACCUCAGGAUCAAGACGCUGAGAUGGAAGGACCUCACGAUCUGUUGCCUUCGAUGAUGUCUCGCAUCAAGGCCCGCACAAAGUUCCGCAACGCUGUUGGAGCUGUCAAGGCUAUCAACUCGAUGCGCAAGCGGCACGAGGAGUUGAGGGUUGUUCACCAGGAGGAUGUCGACCAAGUCUUGCACCGUGGCGACGAGGAGAUGGUUUAA
Linnemannia hyalina is the source of this 1050-nucleotide messenger RNA. The record is from the annotation of a GenBank genome assembly. NCBI's taxonomy places the organism in Eukaryota, Fungi, Mortierellomycota, Mortierellomycetes, Mortierellales, Mortierellaceae.